Menidia menidia (Atlantic silverside) is the source of this 734-nucleotide messenger RNA. The record is from the annotation of a GenBank genome assembly. Lineage: Eukaryota; Metazoa; Chordata; Actinopteri; Atheriniformes; Atherinopsidae.
GGAGCUUUAUUACAGUGACACAACCUAAAGCUACGUCACAAACGUCAAUGGCGGACAAAAUAGAGUUGGUGAAGGGAAUAUCCUUUAUGGAUCAUUUUAAAGGCUUUCUGGUGGCAUAUUUUAUGCCAGAAUCAUGCUACGACGAGUUUUUUCUGAAAUUUAACCUUCUGGACGUGCCCUGUCUGAAGGUUGUGCUGAGCAAGGCCCUGGGGAUCGGCAUCAUACUGGGAUCAGUGAUGGUGAAGCUGCCCCAGAUCCUAAAGCUGAUGAGAGCCAAGAGUGCUGAAGGACUGAGCUUCAACUCGGUGCUGCUGGAGCUGCUGGCUAUCACUGGAACAAUGAUCUACAGCAUCACCCACAGAUUCCCCUUCAGUGCCUGGGGGGAGGCCCUGUUCCUCAUGCUGCAGACGCUGGCCAUAGGCUUCCUCAUCCAGCAGUAUGGAGGAAGACUGGGCAGAGGUCUCCUGUUUCUGGUUGUGUAUUUCAGCCUGCUGGCCCUCCUCCUGUCCCCCCUCACCCCUUUGACAGUGGUCAUCUCCAUGCAGGCCCUCAACAUGCCAGCCAUCGUCAUUGGCAGACUGAUCCAGGCGGCCACCAACUUCCACAAUGGCCACACGGGCCAGCUCUCUGCCGUCUCCGUCCUCCUGCUGUUCGCUGGCUCUCUGGCUCGUAUCUUCACCUCCGUCCAGACUAUGGCCUUUACCUGCCGCAAACCUCCUUCAUGUGGCCAGUAG